UCGCUUUCUAACUUUCUUGUUGAUCGAACUCAACUCAUUCGUCAAAACGGGUCUACCUCUGAGGAUGCUUGGGUUGGGCGCGGUUCGCUUGCGAGCCGAUAUGAAUCGCUUGCUUUCCUUAUUAUUCCACCAGGGAGUCCUGGAUGAGCAUUUCUUGCAACUCCAGCAGCUCCAAGACGAGACCUCUCCCAAUUUCGUCUCCGAAGUCGUCAACAUCUACUUCCAUGAGUCUGAAAAGCUCUUAAGGAAUCUUAGAGGAAUGCUGUCGGAUAGAGAAUUCUCAGACUAUAAGAAGAUGGGAAUCCAUUUGAACCAGUUCAUGGGGAGUAGUUCAAGCAUUGGAGCCAAGAGGGUCAGAAAUGUAUGUGUUGUCUUUCGCUCUGCUUCCGAGCAAAACAACAGAGCUGGAUGCUUGAGAGCUUUGGAGUUGUUGGAACAUGAAUACUGUUAUCUGAAGAAUAGAUUACACGAACUGUUCCAAAUAGAACAGCAACGAGUGAUGGCAGCUGGAGUUUGGUAUCCCAUGCAGGAUUGAGAUCGACAAGUCGAUACUGAUAGAUUGUGUUUGAGAUUCGUGAAAUCUUUUUGUAGUUUCAGGCUUUCAGAAGAAACUCAAAUAAACCUCAAGUCUUCAA
Telopea speciosissima is the source of this 635-nucleotide messenger RNA. RefSeq names its product pseudo histidine-containing phosphotransfer protein 6-like. NCBI's taxonomy places the organism in Eukaryota, Viridiplantae, Streptophyta, Magnoliopsida, Proteales, Proteaceae. The transcript is spliced from 4 exons. Gene Ontology annotation, molecular function: histidine phosphotransfer kinase activity; protein histidine kinase binding. Gene Ontology annotation, biological process: phosphorelay signal transduction system; phosphorylation; cytokinin-activated signaling pathway. Gene Ontology annotation, cellular component: cytoplasm; nucleus. Bases 65 to 535 code for a protein of 156 amino acids. The record is from RefSeq and is a predicted model, not a curated record.